AUAAAUAAUCCAGUAGACACAAAUUCUACAUGUCACUGUAAAGCCUUAUGUUAUACCACUUGGGUGUCAUAGAACAGAACUAGAAAGUUUAGUAAUCUAUUGGUGGAAUAAAAACCUGGAUAAGGACUUUUGCCGUGAUUGAGGAGUGCACAUCUACAAUGGUAUUAGAUAUCGCAGAUCAAAGCAACAGAUCGAGGCGGCAUUUUCAGUUUUCCAGUUUCGGGUGGAUUUAAAUUCAACGUUGUAUGUAUCGCAAACCGAAAUAAUGGUCAUGAUUACGUUCACGCAGUAUUAACAGAUGGAAUUGAAUUCCGCGUUUUUGAGUCGUCUGAGUGUAUCACUAAGUUUCUGAAAUGUCUAGUCGGUUAUUGACAGGCGGAGAAUGCCCCCAGGGUGUUUUGGAUGUUGUUGAAGGUGCUAUUGGUUAUCUUGCCUUAUCAGUUGGAUAUACAUCUAUUGAGUACGCAGCGUUGAGAGUACUUUCAAAUCUUUUCUUUUCUUUUACAGAAGACUUAGCUGUUUCCUCACUAAUGAAUGCUGAAAGCAGUGGGAGAACUUCAAUUCUUUUGAGCGAUAUUGUACUUGGGUUAAUAGAUUUGGGAUUUGAUGUCUCAGGUCUUAAUGAAAUCCCUCGUAAACGCAUGUACAGAGGAUGUAAAGAACCUACUAGCAUCGGAAGUUCUCCGAAGAAAGGUGUGGUAUGUGCUGCAGUUUUGGGCCCAGGAGGAACAACCGUUAUUCCUCGACCCUUGUCAUUGCGUCCUAAUUGGUCGGGAAAUCCACGUUUUGGUGGGGUGGGAUCCACAUCCUUGUUAAAUACGGGUGUAGCUCAAGGUAUUUCAGAUCAGCUGUCAUACUGUUUGCCACCUCCCGCUCCUGCACAUUUACAACUUCCUAUACUACCGGAACCUCACACUUUCCUAAAUACACGUGUUAAACGAGCACCGAUUGCUUCUGAUCCGUCUUCAUUACGCCGUCGUGUAGUUGAACAACGUCGUAAAGUUCAGGAGUCCUUAAUUCGGUUUUUGGGUCGUGUUCAGCCUGUUCAAUACCUAUUUCCGGGUGAUGCUGAAUCGUUCAUGUUUACGUUUCUUACGAUGACAAGUUUUUUGAAAGCAUUAACAAUUGUUACCAUUGGGAUGUAAAUAAACAGAAAACAAUAUUACUUUUCAGUCAUAAUUCACAUAAAAGCUGAAACGAAAUAAUAUUGCACUUUGGAGUAUUUCAGCAACAUUUUAAAUCAUAUUUGCUACCGGAUACUAGUUAGUUUAGCCUAUUUUUCUUUGAAGUACGUGCUGAUGAUAUUGUCUACGAGGACAAUAGAAGUUUUGCAACCAAGCCAUCCAACUCAGAGAACACAACAUCUCCAACAUUCUCACCCUGAGAUACAAAUAAACUCCAUCAUUUGGAAAAAGUCAUCAUUAGUCUAACCAUAGUAGUUUGUCAACCAAAAUAUUUACUUACAGAACAAUGAAAACCAAAUAAUUAGGCGAUAUGUCACAGAAUAUGAAAUUAUGAAAAGAGGAAAAUUUGAUAGUAAUUAAAAAAUUAGCAGAAUAACACACUCAAGAAGUUGCUUGUAUAAUAAAAAAGUAGCACAACAUAUGCUAAGUUUAUUUCUAAGAUAUAUCUGCUAGUAUAUGGAGUUACAUAGUCGUCCAACUUUUGAAAAUCUAUUUUAUUAAUUAGGAUUUCUAAAACUUCAUGCGCCUCCAAAAUUAUUGCAAAAGAACAUGCAGCAAACAGCCUGUCAGCAAUAAUUUGAUAAAUCCAAAGUGUGGAUUAAACAAAGAAGUAUUUCAUAAUUAAAGAUGGUGUGGGGUACAAGAAGUUGUUCAUUACCUAAUUGAUUACAAUUCUGAUUUGUAUGGUUUGUCACAUGAAACACAUAAUCUGGUUGUAACAUUAUAUGCAGUCAAAUGAUUCAUUAAAAUUAAUUCCAAACACCGAUUUCUUAUGCAAUAGUAGUAAUGAAAAAAUAAAUAUAAGUAAUGCAAUCCUUGAAGGUAAACAACAGUUGACCAACGAUGGGAUGGAUCAUAAAAUUCGGUUUAAGGAUUUGCAUUUGCUUGUCUAACUACAUUUACGUUUUUGGGUAAUCUACAAUAUUAAUAUAUAUAAUGUUCGUGUUUAUCUGUUUUUAUAAUGAUAUAACUUUAGAAUAAGUAAUAUAUUUUUUCGUUUCUAUUUUAUGGCAUAAAAUCUAAAUCAACCAUGUACAGUGAUCACUCCAAAAGAAUCACCUCGUCCAUAUCUAUCAGCUCUACUUGCUAGUGUAAACAACGACUGUGAUAUGAAAAUGUCAAUGACAGACAACAAAGAUGACCAAAAUCUUGUGAAGUCUAAGUCAAACGUUUUUGUAAAUAGUAAUUCUAAUCAAUCUCCUGAAACAAAAAAUCCAUUUUUAUUAAAACCGAAAUUUCCUGAAUACUGACUAAUACUGUGAUUAGAUAUACACUUUGUACAUAUUCCUUUAAUAUUUUUAGAUAAACCUCCAUAAUAAAUUCUUUAUAAUUUUC
Molecule: messenger RNA, 2519 nt
Organism: Schistosoma mattheei
Lineage: Eukaryota; Metazoa; Platyhelminthes; Trematoda; Strigeidida; Schistosomatidae
Source: the annotation of a GenBank genome assembly